AUGGCUCGGCCAGUCGCAAGCCAGCCGUGUCAUCGUGAACGGUUCGCAGCUUCCGAACGCUCUCAAUACUUAGGGCAUUCGAUGAUUACGCGCUACACUGAUCAUUCGGGCACGUUCGCAAACUUGUCAAAUUAAAGUAUUUCGUGCAUUGACGCGUCACGUGCUCCUUCGGACUGUGUUAAUGAAUGUUUUGUGAUUUUUGUGUUUCGAACUCGUAGUGGUUGCCGGUUGUUGUCCGCCGGUUCAGUAUUAGAUCUCGUGAUGAGAACCGCGCGCAGCUAGCUCGUUCAUAAUCUCCGUUGGCGGGUCGUCGCGGGGGUGCGCGGCAGUUAGCGGGGUGGCUCUUCACGGGGGGUGGGGGCGGGCAGCGCCUGCGCCCGCGCACGCCGCCACCACGCUGGUGGGGGGCUUGGUGGCGCCGCCGCGGGAACCCACCACGGCGGCCGAAGCUUUCUGGAAGAUGCCUCAUAAAGGUGAUUAUGAACUCAUGCACAGCGCAGCGAUGGGGGGCGGAGCCCUAUUCGGGUGUUCGUCUGCCGGCCACAGCGGCAUCAACCAGCUCGGCGGGGUGUACGUCAACGGGCGGCCCCUGCCGGACUCGACGCGGCAGAAGAUCGUGGAGCUGGCGCACUCCGGCGCGCGACCUUGCGACAUCAGCCGCAUCCUGCAGGUCUCCAACGGCUGCGUGUCCAAGAUCCUCGGCAGCUUCACACGCAGAUAUUACGAGACGGGGUCGAUCAAGCCCCGCGCCAUCGGGGGUUCCAAGCCCAGGGUCGCCACGACCCCAGUGGUCCAGAAGAUUGCCGACUACAAGCGGGAGUGUCCCAGUAUCUUCGCCUGGGAGAUUCGGGAUCGCCUGCUCAGUGAGAACGUGUGCAAUAACGACAAUAUUCCUAGUGUAUCAUCAAUAAACCGAGUGCUCCGCAAUCUGGCGUCGCAAAAAGAACAAGCUGCGUCGGCGCAAAACGACAGUGUGUACGAGAAACUGCGCAUGUUCAACGGCCAAGCGGCCACGGGCUGGUGGUACCCGGGGUUACCGACUGCCCCCGCGGCGCCGGCCAUACCUGCCCCUUUACCGCCUCAGUUGAAUAGGACGAACUCUGAAGAGCACAAACGAGACGCCCUCCAAUCAGAAGCGGGAUCUGAUGGUAACAGCGAACACGCGUCUUCAGGAGACGAGGACUCGCAGUUGAGGCUACGACUGAAGAGGAAGCUGCAGAGGAACCGGACUUCCUUCACCAACGACCAGAUUGAUAGCCUUGAGAAAGAGUUCGAGAGAACGCACUACCCCGACGUGUUCGCUCGCGAACGACUAGCAGAAAAGAUCGGAUUACCUGAGGCACGUAUCCAGGUUUGGUUUUCGAAUCGGCGAGCGAAAUGGCGACGAGAAGAGAAACUCCGAAGCCAACGUCGAGACGCGCCGGCUGCGUCGCCCCCCGCCCCGCCCGCACCCCGCCUGCCCCUCAACGGAGGCUUCAACUCCAUGUACAGCCCUAUCCCACAGCCUAUUGCCACAAUGGGAGAUUCUUAUAGUUCGAUGUCGGGUGGUCUGACGUCGUCAUGUCUGCAGCAGCGAGACGGAGGAUACCCGUACAUGUUCGGGGACGUCCUCGGCAGCGGCGGGUACUCCCGAGCGCCUGCCGCUCACCAGCAGCACGCCGCCUACAGCCAGCCCCAAGCCGCCGCCAGCACUGGUGUAAUAUCGGCGGGUGUGAGCGUGCCUGUGCAAAUACCUUCGCAAGGGCCGGACCUCGCGUCGAACUACUGGGGACGACUUCAGUGAUCUCAGCUCUUCGGGUUCCCGCAUCGACUGCUCUCGAUGCCCGAGAACCCGAACAACGUGCCCGAGUCGCCAUCUAGCGGCGACAUCGCGCACAACUACGCCGACUUGUCUAUGAACGCUCUAAAUAUGACGGCGGGACACGACAGUGUUUUGGCGGGAGAAAUUCAAGAACAAAACAGUUCUGUAUCAUAAAUUGAGUGAAUUACCAGUGAAAACAGUGCAUUUGAAUGACACAAUGAUAAAUUAAGAAGCAACUGAUGAUGUUCAAAGGUAGACGUAAGAACACAUAGGCAUUGAAUUGUAUUAUUUUUAUUCCGAUUCAUUUAGGUAAUCAUUAUAUUGUGUAAUGUACAGAAUAAGUUUAGUUAUGUAGUACAAAUCAAUGCCUUGUGACAAAAAUAGUAAGCUAGAAACAAGAAAAAUUGUAAAUAUAGAUACGCGCCAUCUAUUGUUGAGUAGUGGAAGGUUUUAACCGCCAGCGUCUCUCGCGGCGACUGCCGGAAAUAAAAUGUAAAUUGUUUGUGCCAACGUUUGUAUAAUUGAGUGUUGCGCCCUUUACAAGCACAACCCUUUUCUUUGAUGUAUGCAUUGGGGUGCAAAACAUUAAUUCUGUAGAGGAAAAAACUGCAGUAAGCUUCGUUACAGCGAUUUGUUUCACACCCCAACCCCUCGAGCUGUCAUACGAACUAAUCAUGUUUGUAUUAUUGUAUAGUAAAAUUAACACUAAUAGGUGUUGUGACUGUCGUACCGAAAUUUGUUUAAAGCACGGCCCUUGAAACGAAUUAAUUUAUAUUAUUUAUUAAUUAAAAUAAGAUCAAUAUUGCUGUGAUUAAAAUUUAGUAAGUAAUGACAUUUUACGUCAAAAGUUUGGGAAAUUCAAUGAGUGACAUGUACAAAAUUGUAAACAAGACUUCACCGUAUAUAAAAUAUUAAACUGUAAAAUAUUUUGCUCCGAAAAAUAUUCUGGUGCUGGUCUGCACAACUGUCUCAUCUAUUUAUAUGUACAUUAUAUUUUUAAAUAAAUGCAAUAUGGAGGACGUGGUAUAGGCGUAACAGUAAUGUAUGUAAAAUAACAUAGAUUUUAAGUGUAAAAUAAAUUAUUAUUAUAAUCUAUUAUAAGUGCAUAUAGAUUGAGAAGAUUACCUACGGUGAAAUUUAAUAAAUAUUGCAUUAACCAUUGCUUUUUGUUUCAUUAAAAUAUGGAUAUUUUUCGAUAAAAAAUUU
Molecule: messenger RNA, 3007 nt
Organism: Plodia interpunctella (Indianmeal moth)
Lineage: Eukaryota; Metazoa; Arthropoda; Insecta; Lepidoptera; Pyralidae
Gene: toy
Product: twin of eyeless
Exons: 10
Coding region: 461-1783 (440 amino acids)
Biological process (GO): regulation of transcription by RNA polymerase II; anatomical structure development
Molecular function (GO): RNA polymerase II cis-regulatory region sequence-specific DNA binding; DNA-binding transcription factor activity, RNA polymerase II-specific
Source: RefSeq, a predicted model, not a curated record